AUGGCUUCGACAUCGCCAACGCGUUUACGCCACACCCGAAGAGUUCUCUAUGCGGAGGAUUCGGAUAACGAUCUCGACUAUGCCCCUUCUCGCGAUGACAGACCGUCCCGAUCUCAGCGUCGACCUCAGUCGUAUCGCGAAGCCAGUGAUGAGAGUUCGCUGGAAGAACCUCUGGUCUCCCGACCAGAGCCAGGGCGGCGGUCAAGCCUCAUACGCACUCGAUUUGCCCAGCAGGCUACGUUGCCCUCAAAGCCGAAGAGGCGGAGACCGACUAAGCGCAAAUAUGCUACUCGAAGUGCAAAAGACUCGAUAUCUGCGCCCUGGAAGAAGCGGAAGCCGAAUCCUCUGAACCUCCUCCAACCUGAGAAAGCGAUCGCCUUUCCUCUUCCUCCAUCAGGCAAGAUUCCUCAGUGGCAGAAUCUUCCCUACGAGGCUCUGAUCAUUAUUCUGCGCCAUGCCGCAUAUCCAUUCUACGAAGACAGGGGCCGCUCCACUGGCUCAGUAGAAUGGCUGUGCGCUAUCGGGAGACUGUCUAGAUCUUUUCAAGAUGCUGCCACGGGUGCCUUGCUUGCCGCUCCACCAUUGUAUCCGCUCUGGAGAGCAAAGAGCUUUCUAGCCCUUCUCCGCCAGAAUGAGAAGCCGAGGAACAGAAUCAAGCGGCUCGACAUCGAAGUUUCGGAACUUCUGGUGGGCAAAAACGCCAUCGACUUACUCGAUUUGCUCGACUGUGUGCCAAACCUGGAGCAGAUCAGACUCUUCAACAACGACGACAAUGCCGCCAGAUUCUCAUGGAGUCAGUUCAUCAUGAAGAAGAAGAAAUGGACAUAUCCCGUGGAGCUCUUCGAUAAAUUUGAUGAGGCCAACGUGCGCUUAAAGGCCUUCGAGUGGAAUGGACGACUGUCCAGCCCGAUCGAGGUGUUACGAAUCAUGUCAGCUGCCCAUACUCGCGCCUGCUUCUCCCAAAUUGAGUCUCUCACCCUCCUCAACUUCUCCUUCGAGGACAAGUCUCCCGAGCUACCCAUGGCCCAACAACUCUUCUCGACGUCGAUAACAGCACUGCCCAACCUCAAGUCGCUCUCAAUACUUUCAUGCACACUUCUGGACGAGGUCACUACGCCACUUCUGCCGCCGACGCUCACGUCCUUGGAGAUAGCCUACAACAUCACCUUCCUCGCGGAGUACUUGAGCGCCUUCUUGAUCUCCCACGGCGCGCACCUCACCAGUCUCACACUCAAACACAACCAGAGUAUGUCACUAGACUUUCUCACUUACCUCGCUCACUGGACUCCGCGCCUGCGCCACCUCACCCUUGAUCUGUCCUACAGCGAUCCUUCAGCCUACAACGAAGUCCACCCCCUCUUCGAAGAUGCUCUUCCAAGUGGCAGUCCCACCUGGCCUGCCUCGCUCGUCAGCAUAGCCAUCAAGGAGCUACGCCAAAUCAACCUGUCCGAAGCCGAGCAAUUCUUCCAAAGCCUUGUCGACAUGGCUCCCCAAUUUGAUUCACUGCGUCAUGUCUCCAUCAAAGCCAUCAUUCGUGACGGCAGCUGGCGUGAACGAGCCGCGCUCCGCAACAAAUGGAUCAGCAAAAUCGAGCGAGUCUUCCUCGACACCUCCCCACCACGGAACAUCGCCAGUCCACCCGCUCUUCGCCCGCAGAUUUCCUCAUCCGACGCCGCUACGGCCACCAGUGACUCCGACGCCAAAACCAGCUCUCAAGGCCGCCGCUCCGGCCGGCUCCGAGAAGCAGUCCUUGACCGCCAAUCUCAGAACGAAGACCUUCUUCGUACAGCAAGCCGGCGUCAGCUGGAGCAGCGAAGCGAAGCAGACAUCAGCGACGGCGGGGAGGGCUUCAUACAUGGACGGUGCUCGGUUGUGGCGAUUAGCAUGAGUGACCAGCGGCCAGCAGAGACGCAGUUAACUGAGAAGGACUUUCUGGAUGAUGAACCGAGUGAUGAUGAGGAUUAUCGGGAUGGCUGA
Messenger RNA from Cyphellophora attinorum, 1977 nucleotides. RefSeq lists its product as uncharacterized. The record is from RefSeq and is a predicted model, not a curated record. The coding region runs from base 1 to 1977 and encodes 658 amino acids. NCBI's taxonomy places the organism in Eukaryota, Fungi, Ascomycota, Eurotiomycetes, Chaetothyriales, Cyphellophoraceae. The transcript has a single exon.